Messenger RNA from Brienomyrus brachyistius, 2696 nucleotides. It is a transcript of the gene mcm6l, whose product is annotated as MCM6 minichromosome maintenance deficient 6, like. The transcript is spliced from 17 exons. The record is from RefSeq and is a predicted model, not a curated record. Gene Ontology annotation, molecular function: ATP binding; single-stranded DNA binding; single-stranded 3'-5' DNA helicase activity. Bases 98 to 2584 code for a protein of 828 amino acids. Gene Ontology annotation, biological process: double-strand break repair via break-induced replication; DNA replication initiation; mitotic DNA replication. NCBI's taxonomy places the organism in Eukaryota, Metazoa, Chordata, Actinopteri, Osteoglossiformes, Mormyridae. Gene Ontology annotation, cellular component: MCM complex; nucleus.
UCAUUAUCGAGGAUAGCCCAGAUGCGAAGGGCAUAGGUUAGAUAAAGGCAGCGGCUCUAUCCGGCCCUGCGUUUGUUUCUCACCCCGGUAUUUCCGAAUGGAUCCCGCAGCCGAAGCUGCUUCUGUGGGGGUGCAAGUGAAGGAUGACCUUUCUGAGAAGUGCCAGAAGUUAUUCGUCGAGUUUCUGGAGGAAUUUCGGAACCAGAACGGGGACAUAUUAUACUUGCCCGACGCGGAGGAAUUAAUCCGACCUGAAAGAAACACACUGGCCGUGAGCUUCACCAACAUAGAGCACUACAACCAGCAGCUGGCUACUACGAUCCAGGAGGAAUAUUACCGGGUGUAUCCCUACCUCUGCCGGGCUGUGCGCCACUUCGCCCGGGACCACGGCAACAUCCCUCCAUCCAAGGAGUUCUACGUGGCCUUUUCCGAUUUCCCUACCAGGCACAAGAUCCGGGAGCUGUCCGCCGCCCGCAUCGGAUCUCUGCUGCGCAUCAGCGGCCAGGUAGUCCGCACGCACCCCGUGCACCCCGAGCUGGUCAGCGGCACCUUUCUCUGCCUCGACUGCCAAUCCGUCAUCAAGGAGGUGGAGCAGCAGUUCAGAUACACCCAGCCGUCCAUCUGCAGGAACCCCGUGUGCGCGAACCGGCGCCGCUUCAUGCUGGACACCGACAGGUCCCGCUUUGUAGACUUUCAGAAGGUGCGCAUCCAGGAGACGCAGGCCGAGCUGCCGCGCGGCUCCAUCCCCCGCAGCGUGGAGAUCAUCCUGCGCGCCGAGGCCGUGGAAGCGGCGCAGGCCGGCGACCGCUGCGACUUCACCGGCACGCUCAUCGUGGUGCCCGACGUCUCGGCCCUGGCCGUCGCAGGCACUCGGGCCGAGACCAGCAGCCGGGUCACCGGCAAGGAGGGCUUUGAGGCUGAUGGUGUCCAGGGCUUGAGGGCCUUGGGUGUGCGAGAUCUCUCCUACCGGCUGGCCUUCCUGGCGUGUCACGUGGCCCCCACCAACCCCCGGUUUGGCGGGAAAGAGCUCCGUCAAGAGGACCAGACGGCUGAAAGCGUCAAGAACCAGAUGACUGUCCAGGAGUGGGAGAAGGUCUUUGAGAUGAGUCAAGACAAGAACCUCUACCACAACCUGUGCACCAGUCUGUUCCCCACCAUCCAUGGAAAUGAUGAAAUUAAAAGGGGAAUAUUACUCAUGCUGUUUGGUGGCGUUGCCAAGACAACCAUGGAGGGGACGUCCCUCCGAGGGGACAUCAAUGUGUGCAUCGUUGGAGAUCCCAGCACGUCCAAGAGUCAGUUCCUCAAAAACUCCAAAACCAAGGUGGCCCGGUCCUUCUCCUGCAGACACGUGGAGGACUUCGCCCCCCGCGCCGUCUACACCAGCGGGAAGGCCAGCAGCGCCGCCGGGCUCACGGCCGCGGUGGUGAAAGACGAGGAGUCUCAUGAGUUCGUCAUCGAGGCUGGGGCCCUCAUGCUGGCCGACAAUGGCGUCUGCUGCAUAGAUGAGUUCGACAAGAUGGAUCUCAAAGACCAGGUGGCUAUUCAUGAAGCCAUGGAGCAGCAGACCAUCUCAAUCACCAAGGCGGGGGUCAAGGCGACGCUGAACGCACGGACGUCAAUUCUGGCAGCUGCGAACCCGAUCGAUGGCCGCUACAACAGGUCAAAGUCUCUGAAGCAGAACGUGAACAUGUCUGCCCCCAUUAUGUCGAGAUUCGACCUCUUCUUUAUUCUGGUGGAUGAGUGCAAUGAGGUUACAGAUUACGCCAUCGCGCGACGCAUCGUCGACCUGCACUCCAGGAACAUCGAGUCUGUGGAGAGGGUUUACUGCCCUGACGAGAUCCAGAGAUACAUUCUCUUCGCUCGCCAGUUCCAGCCAAAGAUCACCAAGGAGGCGGAGGAGUUUGUGGUGGUUCAGUAUAAGCGCCUGCGGCAGAGAGACAGCAGCGGCGCCACCAAGUCGGCCUGGCGCAUCACCGUGCGGCAGCUGGAGAGCAUGCUGCGGCUGUCUGAGGCCAUGGCCCGCAUGUACUGCUCUGACGAGGUGCAACCCAAGCAUGUAAAGGAAGCUUUCAGGCUCUUAAAUAAAUCCAUCAUCCGCGUGGAUUCGCCCGACGUCAACUUCGAUCAGGAGCGGGAAGAGGACGCGAGCGAUCAGAAUGACGUGGAAGAGGAAGAAGUGAGGUCGGCCACAGUCCCGGCACCGGCCCGACCCAAUGAGCUCCACAAGGCUGCGGUCCCCAAGCCUGCCCUCAGGAUGUCCUUCACGGAGUACAAGAAGAUCUCCAACCUGCUGGUGCUGCACAUGCAGAGGAUGGAGGAGCGUAAUGAGGAGUCCUCCCUGAAGAGAAGCGAGCUGAUCAACUGGUACUUGAAGGAGAUGGAGAGCGAGAUCGAGUCCGAGUCCGAGCUCAUCGCCAAGAAGAACCUGGUAGAGAAGGUCAUUCACAGGCUCAUUCACUAUGACCACAUCAUUAUAGAGCUGACAAAGACGGGGCUGAAGAAGAUGGAGAAGGGGGGCGAGGAGCCCAUCAUAGAAGAGGACCCCCUCUUAGUUGUCAAUCCUAAUUACGUGCUUGAAGACUAACUGCAGACAUAUAUCUAUGAUUUGCAUAAGUAUCCUAGAGUCCUGUAUACAGGUGGCAGCUGUGUUGCUUGAAGAUUCUCUAUUAAAUGCUAAAUAUCUAUGUCUGGGGUAG